Nicotiana attenuata is the source of this 1139-nucleotide messenger RNA. RefSeq lists its product as uncharacterized. Gene Ontology annotation, cellular component: chloroplast. The record is from RefSeq and is a predicted model, not a curated record. The coding region runs from base 137 to 916 and encodes 259 amino acids. The transcript is spliced from 2 exons. NCBI's taxonomy places the organism in Eukaryota, Viridiplantae, Streptophyta, Magnoliopsida, Solanales, Solanaceae.
AAAUAUCUGCAAAUAAAAUGGAUAAGGUGCAUUCAAUCAGAGGUUCACAAACACUUCCAUUCCACCCCUUCUCAUAGUUACACUCACUAGUUAUCACAGGUUAGUCUCCCAACAAACUGGAGCGAAAAUUCAAAGAAUGAUUCAUCUAAAAGAUAUUCACUCCUCUUUGACACUAAAGCAACAUGCUUUUUUAAACAGAAAUAGCCACUUCCAAAGGAAAAAACACCCCAUUCUCUGCCUCUGCAAACGGAAUGAUUCAGAUUCAGACGCUCCUCCACCUCCGCCUCAAGGAGACAGCCGUCAGCAGGAACUGCUUGCGAGGAUUGCCCAGCUUCAAACUCAGAAAGUUCGUCUUACCGACUACUUAGACGAAAGAUCUGCUUAUCUGUCCCAGUUUGCUGAAGAUGCCAAUGCUGAGAUUGACCAGAUUGGUGAAAAUGCCCUCAAAGAGCUUGAUGAAGCUGGUUCAAGGAUAAUGGAAAAUAUAGAGAGCCGGAUGCAAGCCUUCGAAGAAUCAACAGAGUUAAACAAACAGGAGAUCGAGGAGAACGAGAAGAAGUUGGCGGACUUUGAGGGCCAAAUGGAGGAAGAGAGAAAUGAAGGGCUUUUCUUCAAGAACUUAGGGCAAAAACAAUCAGUGGAUAAAGCAAAAGCUAAGGAGGAAACGGAUAAGAUUAAGCAACUCAGUAAAGAAAAUGCCGAGUCAAAGACUAGAAGGAAUAUCUACCUUGCACUUAUCGGUCUUGUAGUAGUUGGGAUUACGAAUGCAUUAAUCUCUUCACCUUCUGACUGGACAAAGAGUGCAGUUCUUGGAGCGAUCUUGGUGGGUUUGCUUUCUCAAGUCAUCUACGAGCAGAGUGUGUUAUCAGAAACAGAAACAAAGCAAAAGCAGACAUCUGAAGAAGAGAAAAAGUGAAAUCCUCCACUGAUUGUACAGGAGCAAAAUUUUAGCUAUUAAUGUAGCAUGAGUUAUAACCUCGAAAUAAAAUGUUAUUAUUAGAGGCUGAUAUAUCAUGCCAACUUUUCUCUUGCAUCAGCAUAUCCAAGUUUCAUGGCAACUGUAACCACCAAAGUUGGAUUCGUGUAAGAUGCUUUAUAUUGAUCAACAAAAUAAGACAUGUCAACUUUUACUUUCUAAA